AUGCAACAAAGCGCGUCUAAGACCCCCGACCUGGCACGCUGUGACAUCCGGCGCACUGUCCUCCCUCCAACCGCCUCCACACUGAAAAAUGUUUCCCAUUCCCAUGACGUAACCCCAGCCCACGCAUCGGCCGCUCCUGCGUGUCGGUCUCCACCAGAAACGGAAUCGAGCCGAGAGCCUGUGCAUGCCUCUCCGCCUCAGCCGCCCGGCAUACCCUCAUGUGGUUCGCAGCGGCCCCUCGCGGACAUCGUGUUCACCAUCGCGGGCCUUGGGAUUGCCGCGACCAUCGCCACCGUGACUGUGGUGGGCGGCGGAGCGACGCUGCUCUUUUUCUCGCCCGUGCUGCUUUUCUUCUCGCCCAUCCUCGUGCCGCUGCUGCUGCUCGGAGGCGGAGCACUGGCACUGGCCACAGCAGCUGUAGCCACGAUAGCAACGCUCGUGUGGGGAUGGAAUUACUUCCGUGGGAAGCAGCCGUAUGGCUCGGAGCAGGUGGAUCGCUUGACUGGGGAGGUGAAAAGCGCUGCUGGUUAUGUCACCCACAAGGUGGCUGAUACAGCCCGGUCUAUGGGAGAGACGGGUUAUGGCACGGCUAGGGACACUGCUGGGACGGCGUAUGGUGCUGCGAGGGACACUGUGACCGGCUCUGCUGGACAGGCAUAUGGUGGAGCCAGGAACACCGCUGCACAGGCUGUGGGCGGUGCGGGUACGAAGCCCACUUCAGCUGCUGCUUAG
This is a messenger RNA of Closterium sp. Naga37s-1, 732 nucleotides long. NCBI's taxonomy places the organism in Eukaryota, Viridiplantae, Streptophyta, Zygnematophyceae, Desmidiales, Closteriaceae. The record is from the annotation of a GenBank genome assembly.